Amorphotheca resinae ATCC 22711 is the source of this 2539-nucleotide messenger RNA. RefSeq lists its product as hypothetical. Gene Ontology annotation, molecular function: DNA-binding transcription factor activity. Gene Ontology annotation, biological process: regulation of DNA-templated transcription. The record is from RefSeq and is a predicted model, not a curated record. The coding region runs from base 443 to 2302 and encodes 619 amino acids. NCBI's taxonomy places the organism in Eukaryota, Fungi, Ascomycota, Leotiomycetes, Helotiales, Amorphothecaceae. The transcript is spliced from 2 exons.
ACAACAUAACUUGCACAUACCGUUCUAUACCCGCUGUACGGUAUAGACGCUCAGGACGCCCAAGACUCUUAGACUCAAGUCUCAGUCUCGGUCUCACUCUCACUCUCACCUCCCUCCUCCCUCCUCCGUACUUCUACUUCUUCUUCGUACACCUUACAACGUUUGUCUCCCCUCACUCCCGGGAGGCCUUCUUUGCUAUUACACGAACCCAAUCCUCCUCGAAUAAUAAUCUCUCUGUCACCCCUCAGUGACACUUACGACCGCUUCACUUCAUCCUCUCUGCUUCUUCUUAAUCGUCGUGGUCAUCGGCGAUUCCUCCUCUUGUUCAUCUUCAUCGCUUCAUCGCUUCACCGCCAGCCCACCUCCACCACCACCACACACAUAUCCGGACCUCGCUUCCCUUCCCCCACCACCACCACCACCACCGCAAAUCCCGACGACCAUGGCAGCAUUUCAAAACUACUACCGGCCGUCCUCCCUGACGCUCGAUACGCACACCCAUAAUUACUUCGAAGAGGACGAGGGCAGUAUCUUGGACGACCACAUCCUCGACCACAGCACCCUGGAUUCAGCUUUGGAGAUGUCACCACCCAUGAACGGCAGCCGGCGGGAUUCGUUUGCAGUAUCGUCCGCAUUGUUCUCGCCCAAGGCCGAUGAAUGGCAGCAUGUCGACAUGCAGUCGAUGCCUUCCAACAAUCCGUUUGUGGAGCAGAGCAAGAAUCCUUUCAUGCGGCUCGAUGCGCAGUCCUCGUCGUAUGGGCACCAGGGUCACGGAUGGUCGAUGGGCAAUGGUUCGGGCAUGAGCACACCGAUGCAGCAAGUUCACGAUGGCUUACCGGCGGAGUUCGAUGUCAAUGCACCCAUCUUCCAACGACCGAUGCAAGAGCAGACCCCCUUCAGCAAUUCCGGAAACCACCAGAUGCCGUUGUUCUCCUCGGCAAAUACCAGCAACGGAUCCAUCCCCCCCUCACCUCAAAAGGAAUGGUCGGUAGCGGAGGCGAUGGAUCAUCGAGCCAUGCCGAAGCGGAUGAGGCCUCACAGUCCAGCCCUGAGGUCACACACCGAUAUGUCAAGGAGAGGAGAUGGUAUUCGGAAAAAGAACGCCCGAUUCGACAUCCCCGCUGAAAGGAACCUCACCAAUAUCGACCAACUGAUUGCCCAGUCCACCGAUGAGCAAGAGAUCAAGGAGCUCAAGCAACAAAAGCGCCUCUUGAGGAAUAGACAAGCAGCACUUGACUCCCGUCAGCGAAAGAAACAGCAUACCGAGAGACUCGAGGAUGAGAAGAAGCAUUACACUGCUCUCAUUAGCGAGCUCGAGGAGGAGUUGGCCGAGGCAAAGCUAGCUCUCGAUGAGUGGGCUUGUAAGGAACAGCAGUACCAACAGUACAUCGAGAACAUGCAGCUCGAGAAGGAAGAGAUGGUUCGAAACCACACCAUUGAAUCUGGCGACCUCCGCAAGAAAGUGAGUGUGCUCACCGAGCAUAUUCAGAGAUUGGAGAGUACCGGCAUGUCAAACGUCCCCAGCUCUACCGGUUUCUCUGCCGACUAUGCAGACAUCGAUAGUCUCACAAUGGACGGUGCUUGGGACAACAUCUCCUUCGUCAAUGAUUUCGCUGCCGAGCCUGAGGUCAAGGUCGAGAACGCUGUUGUUCCUGUCAAGAAGACUGAAAACUCCCUGCUGAGUGAACCGGAAAAACCUGCUGCUCAAGGCCUCCUGUUGAUGCUGCUCCUCUUUGGCGCCUUCGUUGCUUCAAAAGGCUCGACACCCAGCAUUCCUAAAAUGUCAGAUGAUGUUCGAGCUGCCUCGGCCACUCUCCUCGAGGAUAUCUUCAAAGAUGCUGGCGUGCCACAAACUGCCUCCGGUGUCUCUGAGGUCGCAGCUCCACUCCCUUCUGGCAACUCCAACUCCUGGUCAAACAACCCUGUUCCGUCAAUGGGGGGAAGUGAAAUGGUCGGCGUCGCCUCAUCGACUCUUGGGGACCUCGCAGACAGCCUUGCACAACCGACCGAAGAACAGAACAACGAGCAACUUUUCUCGCUAUCAGCAGCGCAAUAUAAUGGUCUUGUCUCUCCGGAUUUCCUGCAGAAUAGCCCUCCUCGUUCAACCUCUCAAGGACGUCGGAAUCUCGGGGAAACUCUUGCUGCUAUGAGAAGCAAUAGCAAGAACUCUGCAGCUGAGGUGUACACUCGUUCACUCCUUUGGGAUCAGGUUCCAAGCGAGGUCGUCCGCAACUUUGCGAAGAUGGUUUCGGAAUGCAACAAUUCACAGAACGAGCAAAAGGAGUGCAACGUCGCUGGGUAGAUCCCGUUCGACGAUUAUCUCGUCGGACUUCACUGGCCCACUCGGGCAUACCUUUCCUUUCUACAAUCAUGUUUACAACCUCAAACCAUUACGAGAUCUUGUGCUCACGCAUUUACGGAUUUCAUUUUUGUUUUAUGGGCAAGCGAGCGAGCGUUGAAUUUUGGUUUCCUUUCAUCUGAAUGUCAUUUUCCUUAUUGCAUAUUUCAUCAUCAUGGCACAGCGAGCGAGGGAAUUGCC